CGCCCUGUGUCAGCAGCCAGCGCCUCUGGUCCGGUGCCCACCGCGAGCGCACGUCCCUGUCAGUGCUGGCAACCUGUCACCGCCGAGGACGUGACUCCGAGCUGCCUCCGCUCUCUCCAAGCCCUAUUCCUUUAAGAUGAUGUAAUAGUCAUUUCCCUGGAUGGUUUCUUGCCUGCACUGCUCACACAACAGCAUCCGAACUGCUCCUGGCACCGCGGGACCUCCCAGCUUCCGAGCCCAAGCCCUGCAGGCAUCUCCUCGCCACCCCGGCUGCUUUUCUUUCCCACCUGGCGGGGACAUGGGCGUCCCUUUGCCCUUGCCCGCAGGUGGGGUGGCUGCUGCGACCCUGGGGGGCGCAUCUGUCUGUCUCCUUGCCUCUGGGCUCUCUGAAUGCCUCUAAGUCCAGGGACCUCUUGCAACUCUCCCAGGUGCAAAGGAUCUGUUCUAUAAGGUUUGGAUUUCGGAUUUUCCUUUUUCCCCCACAGAAGCUUUGGUUGAAUUUUUUUUUUCCUCCCCUCCACUUCUUCGACUCAGCAUCCGUCUCUCGGUUCAACUUUUUUUCCGAUCCGUUUUAACUAGAGAUUGGAAGUGAAUCCAUACACACAUCCAUACACACAUAGAAACGUACACCUACUAGCGCUUAAGUGUGGAAUCUUGGUUUCCCGAGAGCACUUCUCUCUUGACACUUUCCAUCGAUACCUCUGUCCUUUACCUGUUUGGGAUUUGACAAGGCGUCCAGGCUCAGUGUGGCUGUGGUUUCUGAUUGCUCUGGAAAAGAUUAUUUCUUCGCACGAACUGAGUCUCCAGCACUCGCUAAGACAGACCUCUGGGUAACUGGGCAUUUGGCCUUCUUGCCUACCGAACCUAAUGGAAGACUGAAUGUAGACAAGCUGAUUAUUACAUUCUGUGAAGUAAGAGCUCACUACCAGCCAGCUUUAAACUUCUCGUCCAGUGUCCAGCAUUUCUUCACCUGUGGACUCUCCUAAAAUUUGCUUUAUUGGGAAAAUAAAAAACAAAAUAAAACAAAACCUGGGUAAGAGGAGGUAAUUAACAAAAGAAAAGUUAGUACCUUUUCCUUACCUUACCAGUGGAUGCAAAGGCCAGGGCUGUAACCCAGUUGGAUUGCACCUUAAGUUCCAGGAAGCUGCAGAAGAAAGGGACAAUGGCUCUGAGUGGGAACUGUAGCCGUUAUUAUCCUCGGGACCAAGGGGCUGCUGUUCCCAACUCUUUCCCUGAAGUCAUAGAGCUGAAUGUUGGGGGCCAGGUUUACUUUACUCGCCAUUCCACAUUAAUAAGUAUCCCCCAUUCUCUCCUGUGGAAAAUGUUUUCCCCAAAGAGAGACACUGCUAACGAUCUAGCCAAGGACUCCAAGGGAAGGUUUUUCAUCGACAGAGAUGGCUUUCUGUUCCGUUAUAUUCUGGACUAUCUCAGGGACAGGCAGGUGGUCCUGCCUGAUCACUUUCCAGAAAGAGGAAGGCUGAAAAGAGAAGCUGAGUAUUUCCAGCUCCCUGACCUCGUCAAACUCCUGGCCCCUGAGGAAGUCAAGCAAAGUCCGGAUGAGUUCUGCCACAGUGACUUCGAAGAUGCCUCCCAAGGAAGCGACACAAGAAUCUGCCCCCCCUCUUCGCUGCUUCCUCAUGACCGAAAGUGGGGUUUUAUUACUGUGGGUUACAGGGGAUCCUGUACCUUGGGCAGAGAGGGGCAAGCAGAUGCCAAGUUUCGGAGAGUUCCCCGGAUUUUGGUUUGCGGAAGGAUUUCCUUGGCAAAGGAAGUUUUUGGUGAAACUUUGAAUGAAAGUAGAGACCCCGACCGAGCUCCAGAAAGAUACACCUCCAGAUUUUAUCUCAAGUUCAAACAUCUGGAAAGAGCUUUUGAUAUGUUGUCAGAGUGUGGAUUCCACAUGGUGGCCUGUAACUCCUCGGUUACAGCAUCUUUUGUCAACCAGUAUACAGAAGACAAGAUCUGGUCGAGCUAUACUGAAUACGUCUUCUACCGUGAGCCCUCCAGGUGGUCCUCCUCCCAUUGUGAUUGCUGCUGCAAGAAUGGCAAGGGAGACAAAGGGGAGAGUGGCACUUCCUGCAAUGACCUCUCUACUUCCAGCUGCGACAGCCAGUCAGAGGCCAGCUCUCCCCAGGAGACAGUGAUCUGUGGGCCUGUAACGCGUCAGGGCAACAUCCAGACUCUGGACCGGCCCAUCAAGAAAGGCCCCGUGCAGCUGAUCCAACAGUCAGAGAUGAGGCGGAAAAGUGACCUGCUCCGGACUCUGACUUCCGGCUCUAGGGAGUCGAACAUAAGCAGCAAAAAGAAAGCUGCGAAGGAAAAGGUCUCCAUCGAGGAAGAGCUGGAGAAAUGUAUCCAGGAUUUCCUGAAGAUAAAAAUUCCAGAUCGCUUCCCUGAGAGAAAACAUCCUUGGCAGUCUGAACUUUUACGGAAGUAUCAUCUAUAGGGGAGGGCAGUGGGUAGUCACCACUUUGAAAUAAACCUCCUGAAAGGAAGACAUAUAUUAAAGGAAAAAUAACAACUAACAA
Rattus norvegicus (Norway rat) is the source of this 2528-nucleotide messenger RNA. It is a transcript of the gene Kctd16, whose product is annotated as potassium channel tetramerization domain containing 16. Gene Ontology annotation, biological process: regulation of G protein-coupled receptor signaling pathway; G protein-coupled receptor signaling pathway; protein homooligomerization. Gene Ontology annotation, cellular component: presynaptic membrane; postsynaptic membrane. NCBI's taxonomy places the organism in Eukaryota, Metazoa, Chordata, Mammalia, Rodentia, Muridae. The record is from RefSeq and is a predicted model, not a curated record.